GGGCUGCCGCAGCUGAAGCUCGGAGUGUGCUGGGGCAGCUGUGCUAAUCAGACACAAGUCAGGUUAGACCAGUGUUGCUGCUCUUCUCCUGAAUCUCCUGCUGGAUUAAACACAACCUCCUCAGUCCCGCCGGAGUCGAGAUCAGUGCACCGGCUGCUUCUGUCUCUUCUAAGAGCUCUUGUGUGCCACACUCACUACUGUCAGGAUGGACAUGCGGCUGCAGGCAAGGAUGCUGCACUCAGUUCCUUGGGUUAUCUUCAGUGGGCUGACUGUUCUCUGCCUCCUGCAAGGAGUGCCGGUGCGCAGCGGGGAUGCCGGUUUGCCAAAAGCCAUGGACAACGUCACGGUUCGACAAGGGGACAGCGCCAUCCUCAGGUGCACAGUAGACAACAGAGUGACACGAGUGGCCUGGUUAAAUCGUAGCACCAUCUUGUACACUGGCAAUGACAAGUGGUCAAUCGACCCCCGUGUGGUGAUUCUGGCCAACACAAAGAGUCAGUACAGCAUUGAGAUCCAGAAUGUGGACAUUUAUGAUGAGGGAGCCUACACCUGCUCUGUGCAGACAGACAAUCAUCCCAAAACCUCUCGUGUACAUCUCAUUGUGCAAGUUCCCCCUCGAAUUGUUGAUAUUUCUUCAAGUAUUGCUGUUAAUGAAGGCAGUAAUGUCAGCCUGAUAUGCAUUGCAACUGGGAGACCUGAACCUGUAUUUAAUUGGAGAUACUUGUCCCCUAAAGCAAGGGGGUUUUUAAGCGAAGAUGAAUACCUAGAAAUCACAGGAAUCACAAGGGAACAGUCUGGAAUUUAUGAAUGCAGUGCAUCCAAUGAUGUCUCAGCUCCAGAUGUCCGAAGGGUUAAAUUAACAGUUAAUUACCCACCAUACAUUCUGGAUGCACAGAAUAUCGGGGCUCCCCUGGGCCAUCAAGGUAUUUUGCAAUGUGAAGCCUCUGCUGUACCUGCAGCCGACUUCUUCUGGUACAAGGAAGACAAAAGGCUAAGUGAUUCUUGGAGGGGGGUCAAAGUAGAGAACCGAGAGACCAUUUCACGUGUUACAUUCCUCAACAUUUCAGAACAGGACUAUGGAAACUACACGUGUAUGGCAAAGAAUCUACUUGGGCACAGCAAUGCCAGUAUUAUUCUGUUUGAAUUAUUCCAGUCCACCAGCUCACCCUUACUGCAAGAAGAGUCCACAGCGGCCUUGACCCCCCUUAAAGGACCUGGAGCAGUUCAUGAUGGGAAUAGUGGUUCACCUCAGUGCCCCUUCUGUGCUCCCCUGUUUCUCCUCCUCCUGCUGCUGCUUCCUUUUUCUCUUCUGCUUCCCCCUGCUCAGUUUUGACACAUGCAAAGAGUCAUGAAAGAUCCUCAGGGGAGGGCAACUAAGAAACAACAACAACAAGUCUAAAGUCAACAAAUAAUAAUAAGAAUUAAAAAAAAAUCUGAUGAUGCAAAAUAUAUGGAGAAAAAAAGAUGAGAAAAGAUUUUUUUUAAAGUGGGAUAAUUAAAUCAGUAAACAUCAACUGCACCUUCUUGUUUGAAGGGACUGAUGCAGGAAAAGACCAGAGGCAGAGCUGAGGACUGUGCUGCACCAGUUAACAUGCCAAAAACUGGCAACCAUGGAAAAUCAUGUGGCUUUGUCCUACAUCAAAGAGCAUCCUGAACAGACCAUGACUUACCCCCAUCAAAAAACCAUGGAGUUUUCUGCUUCAUUUAAUCACCCAAGCUUUAUAUCCCUUUCACUGAUGGGUGGGGAUAGCCAACAUAGUAUUGCUCAACCUUUUUCAUGAUCAAGAUGCCUGCAGAGAAUAGCUCAACCUUACACAUUUGCUGGAAGGGCCAGCAGAGCAAUACUUAACCUUUCCCUGUUUCUGAGAGAGAUGUACAACAGGAUAUCUUUCUCUUCAGCAAGAUAAGGGUUAAUGGAGCUACAGCCAGCAGGUUUCUUUCAUAGGAAAAGGAUUGCAUUUCUUUUGCUGGAUUGUGUUGGUUGUCAGCGUGGAAUGUGUGCUGUAAUGUAGAAUGCUGUACUUGAAAUACUGUCUAAGAUGGAUGAUUUUCUUCAUAAAGUAUAUAAGUUGGAAAUGGUACAACAUAGACAAUUUCAGUGAGAAAUGUGUACAUAAUUCAUAUGAUAUAAUUUCUUGAGUUAAAUACACAACUUUUUCCUCUUAGCUUUCCUUCAUGGAUUAUAAAUGUAUUUGAUCCCAUUAAAUUAACCAGAUGGAUAUGAAUAAAUGUACAGUGAAACAAAUGUACUAAAGUAUGAAUCCAGUUCUACUUGGCACAAACUAUUGUAGGGCUGGUUGUGUAGUUUGAAAAGGUUGAACUUGUAAUGCAUUUGAUGGAUAUGAUAACUAUAUGGCCUUAAACUUCCACAAAUAAGCACAUGAAGCAGGUGUGGGAUCUCACAGGUUAAAGCUUUGCUAUGUAUACGACAAUUAAUUAAAUGCAGAGAAUAAUCCCAUUCUCUAUACAUUUUAAAGAUGUAAGAUGUGAACUUGACUGCAAAAUGAGUACUAGGUUUUACCACCAGAUUCUCAAAUUAAAAAAAUUCUCAUCUC
Molecule: messenger RNA, 2555 nt
Organism: Xenopus laevis (African clawed frog)
Lineage: Eukaryota; Metazoa; Chordata; Amphibia; Anura; Pipidae
Gene: ntm.S
Product: neurotrimin S homeolog
Exons: 10
Coding region: 206-1333 (375 amino acids)
Source: RefSeq, a predicted model, not a curated record